Molecule: messenger RNA, 2687 nt
Organism: Xenopus tropicalis (tropical clawed frog)
Lineage: Eukaryota; Metazoa; Chordata; Amphibia; Anura; Pipidae
Product: cytochrome P450 2C20
Exons: 10
Coding region: 48-1568 (506 amino acids)
Cellular component (GO): membrane
Molecular function (GO): heme binding; oxidoreductase activity, acting on paired donors, with incorporation or reduction of molecular oxygen, reduced flavin or flavoprotein as one donor, and incorporation of one atom of oxygen; iron ion binding
Source: RefSeq, a predicted model, not a curated record
CCUCCGCCCCCUGCUCUCAGCAACCUGGAUAAUCUGCAGCCCCCCCAAUGCUUCUCAUUUGUGCAACUGAACUCCUUAUGACCAUGGACGUCCUCUCCGGCCUGACCUUGUUCCUUAUCUUCCUGCUCACCCUCCUCUUCCUCUCUGCUUUGUGGAAACAACAGAAAAGAUCCUCCGUCCUACCCCCAGGACCAACCCCAAUUCCACUGCUGGGCACCCCCCGUUAUGUAACGUUUAAUAUUAUCUGCAAGCACUUCCCUAAGCUUCAAGAGAAAUAUGGCAAUGUGUUUACCAUCUGGCAACUGGGGGACCCCAUUGUGAUUCUCUGUGGGUACAAAAUGGUAAAAGAGGCUCUGAUCAACCAUGCGGAGGAGUUCAGCCAACGCCCCACUCUCCCAUUGGGCGAUGAGCUCACAAAGGGAUACAAUUUUCAGAGUUUCACCACUCACUGGCGCCAUUUCCGCCGAUUUAUCCUGACAACGCUGAGGAACAUCGGGGUGGGGAAGGUGCCCGUAGAGGAAAGAAGCUUCAUGGAGGCCCAGCAGCUUAUUGAGGCGAUGUCCCAAAUGGAAGGAAAGCCUUUCAACCCCAUCGGCCUCCUGGGAUGCGCAGUGUUCAACAUGAUGAGCUUCGUUCUAUUUGGGAAACGUUUUGACUACAAGGACAAGAAACUUCACGAUUUGAUUUCAAACACAAGGAACCAUAUAAAUAACGUGCUCUCCAGAACCUCUCAGAUCAUCCGUGUGUUUCCAAUAAUCCUGAAGUUUCCGUUCUUGUGGAAGAUGCACUGCAAAGACACCUUGUGCCUCCAGUCAUUUGUUAAGGAGCAGAUCCAGUCCCACAAGGAGAAUCUGAACAAGCCCAGGGAUUUUAUUGACUUCUUUCUCCAGAAGAUAAAAGAGGAAGAGGGAAAUGAGGACUCCAUUUUCUGUGACACCAGCCUGCACAUGUUCAUCACCAACCUAUUGGGUGCAGGCACUGACGGCAUCACUUCCACCCUGAAGUACUGCCUGGCAAGGAUUGCCCAGUUCCCAGAAAUCCAGGCCAAGGUGCAGCAAGAGAUCGAUGAUGUGACGGGGUCCCAGCGCCCCCCAGGGCUCAGCGACCGGCCCCACUUGCCUUACACCAACGCUGUGAUUCAUGAGCUGCAGAGGCACCUGGAUCUGGCGGCUACGGGGUUCUAUCAUGCGCUCAGUAAAGACACCGAGUUCCAAGGAUUUACCCUCCAUAAGGGCACCCGGGUCAUCCCGUACCUCUCCUCGGUGCUGUUCGACCCAACCCAGUGGGAGACCCCAGAUGAGUUCAACCCGGGGCAUUUUCUGGAUGAGAAGGGGCAGUUCCGGGCAAAGCCGGCUUUCAUGGUAUUUUCUGCAGGGAAGCGCGAGUGCCUGGGGGUGAGUUUGGCCCGGAUGGAGAUUUUCCUCUUCUUCUCCGCUCUCCUCCAGAAAUUCACCUUCUGCCCAACGACUGGGCAACGACUGAGCCCGAGACCCCCGAUACCCACCAAGUUCCACUUUAUAUUAACCUCUCAGAUCAAAGCUGUCCUGCGUUCCUCUAAGGCUGCCUGACCAGGCGGUGAGUCAGUAGCCAUGCCCCAGCUUUAGUAGCCAUCGGGUAAAUCAAUAGCCAUGUCCCAGCUUUAGUAGCCAUCGGGUAAAUCAGUAGCCAUGCCCCAGCUUUAGUAGCCAUAGGGUAAAUCAAUAGCCAUGCCCCAGCUUUAGUAGCCAUCGGGUAAAUCAGUAGCCAUGUCCCAGCUUUAGUAGCCAUAGGGUAAAUCAAUAGCCAUGCCCCAGCUUUAGUAGCCAUCGGGUAAAUCAGUAGCCAUGUCCCAGCUUUAGUAGCCAUAGGGUAAAUCAGUAGCCAUGUCCCAGGUUUAGUAGCCAUCGGGUAAAUCAGUAGCUGUGCCCCAGCUUUAGUAGCCAUCAGGUAAAUCAGUAGCCAUGUCCCAGCUUUAGUAGCCAUCGGGUAAAUCAGUAGCCAUGUCCCAGGUUUAGUAGCCAUCGGGUACAUCAGUAGCCAUGCCCCAGCUUUAGUAGCCAUCGGGUAAAUCAGUAGCCAUGUCCCAGCUUUAGUAGCCAUCAGGUAAAUCAGUAGCCAUGUCCCAGCUUUAGUAGCCAUCAGGUAAAUCAGUAGCCAUGUCCCAGCUUUAGUAGCCAUCAGGUAAAUCAGUAGCCAUGUCCCAGCUUUAGUAGCCAUCAGGUAAAUCAAUAGCCGUGCCCCAGCUUUAGUAGCCAUCAGGUAAAUCAGUAGCCAUGUCCCAGCUUUAGUAGCCAUCAGGUAAAUCAGUAGCCAUGUCCCAGCUUUAGUAGCCAUCAGGUAAAUCAGUAGCCAUGUCCCAGCUUUAGUAGCCAUCAGGUAAAUCAGUAGCCAUGUCCCAGCUUUAGUAGCCAUCAGGUAAAUCAAUAGCCGUGCCCCAGCUUUAGUAGCCAUCAGGUAAAUCAGUAGCCAUGUCCCAGCUUUAGUAGCCAUCAGGUAAAUCAGUAGCCAUGUCCCAGCUUUAGUAGCCAUCAGGUAAAUCAGUAGCCACGUGCCAGCUAGAUGCUGUGUGCCAAGGGUGUGUUGCUAUGGGGAAUUCAGACCAGGCAAUGUUUUUGAAUUAUUUGUUUUGUCUCCUUUUUUAUCUUUUUAUGAAACAGUCAAACAAUAUCUUCCAAAAAAUAAAAGAAUAAAACAUUUAAGAAAUGAAA